This is a messenger RNA of Arabidopsis thaliana (thale cress), 1177 nucleotides long. RefSeq names its product Fasciclin-like arabinogalactan family protein. Gene Ontology annotation, cellular component: membrane. The transcript has a single exon. The coding region runs from base 73 to 792 and encodes 239 amino acids. Lineage: Eukaryota; Viridiplantae; Streptophyta; Magnoliopsida; Brassicales; Brassicaceae. The record is from RefSeq and is marked reviewed.
UGAAGAAUCCUAACGAACUCAAAAAGAUUCUCUCUCAUUCUGUUACAACUUCGCCGCCGAUUUGAAUCUCCGAUGGCCACCUCAAGCCAUCUCUUUCUCCUCUUCCUCAUCACCACCGUCACAUUCCUCACUUCCGCCGCUUCUCCAGCGUAUCUCACGUCCCAAGAUCACCAACACGCCGACAGAAUCAUCGAAGCAAUGAUCGGAGCCGGAGAUUUCCGUGACUGGGCCGCAGAUUUUCUCUCCGCCGUCGAUGACCAAUUCGGUAUCCCUCUCUCCGCCACUAUCUUCAUCCCAAGCGAUUUCGACUCCGCUGAUAUCUCCUCCUCCUCUUCCUCCACCACUGGCAACAACAACGCUAAUCCCCGUCGUCUCUCCGUCGCUUACCACAUCGUACCUCAACGACUCUCCUUCACAGAUCUUCGUCUCUUCAAACCACUCUCUCGUCUUCCGACUCUUCUCCCCGGAAACACAAUCGUCGUCACUAACAACUCUGUUCCCGGUUACGCACUCGACGGCGUUCUUGUCUCUGAACCGGAUCUUUUCCUCUCUUCUUCAAUUGCUAUUCACGGCGUUGCUUCGUCUCUUGAUUUCUCACGUUACGGCGAUUUUGGUACCGGUGAUACUACUUUAGCUGAUAGUCUCCGUCCUUGGCCUUUUCAGCCUUCUAGUCGCCGUCGUCAUCCCGAUGGAUCCAACAGUGACACCAAUCAAACCUCUGCUUCUGCAUCCACAGUACAUUUCUCAACUGGCUCGUUCUUGCUUCCAUUGGCGACUCUGGCUCUGUUCUGACUCAACAUUCCGGCGACUUUUUCCGGCGAAGUAACCGUCAAGAUUCCACUAACGGCGUGAAAUAUCUCUUUUUUGUCUUUACAAGAUUUUUUAGACUCAAAGUCUAAUUUUUUUCAAGAUUUUGUGAAACUCUGUUACAUAAUGUAAAGUUUUUCACAUUAAGCAAUAGCAAAUUUUCUUGAUUUUUGAAAGAAGAAUUUCUAUUAUUAUGACUUUUCUUUUCUAGUUUACACUUCACUAACGCUAAGGUUAGGUUAUUUGUUCUUGCUAUGAUAAAUAAGAACAAAAGAUUAUGAAUAAUAAAUGCCCCCAAAACAAAAAAAAAAAAUCAGAAAGAAAUUUCUUCUCUCUAUCUAUCUAAAAGAUAUGUCAUUGUUGUUUCUGU